Aphanomyces astaci is the source of this 1211-nucleotide messenger RNA. RefSeq lists its product as hypothetical. Gene Ontology annotation, molecular function: protein binding. The record is from RefSeq and is a predicted model, not a curated record. NCBI's taxonomy places the organism in Eukaryota, Oomycota, Saprolegniomycetes, Saprolegniales, Verrucalvaceae. Bases 445 to 1179 code for a protein of 244 amino acids. The transcript has a single exon.
UGCCUGGUUCCAGAGAAGAGCAUCCUUACCCACCCGCUCAAUCCCCCUCUUCUACCUUCCAUUCAUUCGCGGCGCAGGAUUCACGCGACGUUGUCCCAGUCCUGCAUAGUAGCCGCCUUCCCCGUUUCGUCGCCUCCAGCGUAACCGAUUUCCAGCUCCUGCCAGGUUAACUUUGCCCAAUUUCAAGACAAUGAUGACCCCAGUUGCUAUCCUGAAGAUGAAUCCCCGUGCGGAACCGAAUUUUUUCCGAGCUGUGCCGCUCGUCGAAGCCUCCAAGGACUACCAUCAUCGUUGGUCAGGCAACUCGACGAUGCACUAAGUUAUUUGAGUACUGGGCUGGACGAGGCGCCCCAGUACGCUCUAUAUGCCUCGAAAUCGAAGACAUGGAAUGGGGAAGAGGAAGAAGACACCGCCAACGUGGACGACUUGAGCGAUUUGUUCUCUAUGAUCGAGCAGGAACAAACGACCAACGACGCGUGCGCGGUGGAUGAAUUGAUGAGUGAAUGGUUUAAGAAUUGUGAAGAAGCGGCGAUCGAAGUGGACGAGGACGAUGCCAUGGUUGUGGACGAGAUCACCGACAUGUUCGACAUGCUCGAAGGCAACGAAGACUUGGUCUUGGACGCCGAAACCGAGGACGACGCCGCCGGUCUUGUGGAUGAGAUCGCCGAGCUGUUCGACUCGCUGAAAGACGCUGCGACGAAGGCCGACGCCGACGUCGUGGACGACGUUUCCAGCAUGUUUGACGCGUUGGUUCAAGACGCCAAGGAUGCGGAAGACUCGACGGUGGUGGACGAGCUGUCGCGUCUGUUUGACGCCGAGGUGGAGAAGACGACAACGACCGCGCCUGUGCAUGACUGCCGCGUUCCACUGGCUGCAACGGGCGUCAAGAUUGACAGUCGCAUCCCCCAGUUGGGUCAGCUGCCCGCGUACACGAGCUACCGGCUGCCGCUGGUGGGCAACUUUGUGUGCGGUCCGCCGAUUGCCGUGAAGGAACUGACGCGUGAAGACCGCGUGGGGCGGUGGAAGGAGAAGAAGCGGAAUCGCACCAACAUGGCGGCGCCCAAGGUCGUGUUUGAGUCGCGGCAGCAAGUGGCGGCCAAGCGCAGGCGGAUCAACGGCCGAUUUGCAGGGCUAGAGACGCAGUUUGUGUCUGUGUCGGCCUUUCACUCUACCGAAUAAAUGUCAGUUUUCACUUGUUAUAAUAACGUAAA